AUGAUUUCGAAUGCGGUCUCUGGACGGCUGUACAGCCUCGUUAAGGGGCUCGCGAAGGUGUACCUUGAUAUUCAGACGGUAGGCGUAGCUCGGGAGAUGCUGCUGGCUGACUCAAUCUCGGGCGCCGCAGAGGUCUUCAUCGGUGCUGCCUCCACCGGUGGCAAGGCACUUUGGAUGGACCUCCUCAUUCUGCUUGGCGCGCUUAUCAUCAUCGUCGUUAUGACGAGCUGCCUCGUGCGCUUCUCCUGGCGACUGUGCAUCAGCAUUCUGAUGAAAACCUACACCACUGAGAAGAUCCGCGCCAACAGAAAGGAUUCCCAAAUCCAGAUAGAGCGGGAACAGGCAGAGCGCAAGCUGCGGGGGUACAACGGCGAGGAAGAGGCCUUCGUGCUGACCGAGCAGGAUCCGCAGGUAAUAUCGACGCUGCUGCCGAAGAUGCGCAAGGGGCAGGAGCGUGGAACAGCCAAUAGCGGUGGAAAGAGCAAGCAAGAAGCCGCAGGCAAAUUGAAGGAGUCGGCUAUCGCAGCACCACCACAGCAUCAGCAGCAAGAGGCGGGGUUCACCGCCACGUCUCGCCGCACACCGCAGGACGCGCGCGCUGCACCAAAGUCCAUCCUCCGCGGCUUUCCGGAGGUGGACUUCAUGCUCACCUCUCCCGGGCAGAGGUACCUACUGAUUGGGUGUCGCAGCAAGCGCAAGACGUCCCUGUACCCGCAGAGCGAUGCCACCGCGUUCAUGGAGCGUGGUAAGGAGCUGCAGGAAAAGUACUUCACCGAUGUGAACGCGGUGGUCACCACAGCGGUCGGACUAGAGCAGAAGGCGGAAAUUUACGCCGCACAGUUCUCCGUCGACGACACGCGCCUCGUCGCGGGUGAACGCUUCACAGACAAGUUUGUCUGCUUCUCGGUGUCGGGUCGAACCAGCGUGAGCCUGACGCAUCUGUGGUCGAUGAAGCUGCCAGACCACCGCCUCGUUUCCUCAGUGCCACAGUGGAGCGUACUCGGGCAGGACAGCAUUUUGAGCAUUAUGGAUCGGUCAACAGAGGUGGAGGUUAUUACUCGGAGUGCGGAGAAGACGUCGACAGUCCACAAGGACAAGUUCAAAGUGGGCAGCGCACUCGCCUGGGCAGUGUGCGACGAUCGCGUUGCGCUCGGCGGCUCCUUUCUGCGUGAGCCGCGGCUCUCGCGUGUGGUGCAGCGUGCUGGCGGUGGCGGCAUUACCCUCGAGUCGGUCGCGGUGUUCCCCAACGCGGAAAAGCUGCGUGUGUUGGCGCUGGCCUUCGUGACCCCAGGCACCCCCGAAUUCAACACCCGCAGCUACAUGAUUGUAUUUCUGGAGAACGGCAUCGGUACCAUCUACGAUGUGCAAACCUUGUCAACGCAGAACACGCCGCAGACGGUGUGCUCGUUUUCUGACACGGACUACGCCGGUCACCUAAGGGAUGCGCCGCUGUGCAUUCUUACGGCUCUGCGCGGGCAGGCGUACCACGAGGUGCUGCGCAUCGCACUACUCCGAGGCCCAAGCGUGACGGUCUACGAGCAGGCUGGCAAGGCGGACAGCGGCAACUUUCAGAUGGUGCGCGUCGCGGACAUGUACGACGUGCAGGAGGGUGACCCUGUGAAGCACGCCGUGUUUCUGCAAAACGGCCUCGGCCUGGCCACUAGUGGGUAUGCAGACGGACGCCAUGUUCGCCUGUUUGCGCUACCGUCUCCCAUGGAGACAUCCUAA
This is a messenger RNA of Leishmania braziliensis MHOM/BR/75/M2904, 1728 nucleotides long. RefSeq lists its product as hypothetical. The transcript has a single exon. The record is from RefSeq and is a predicted model, not a curated record. Lineage: Eukaryota; Euglenozoa; Kinetoplastea; Trypanosomatida; Trypanosomatidae. The coding region runs from base 1 to 1728 and encodes 575 amino acids.